CGACUCCUUCCGACCCCUUUUCCCAACAGUCCCAGCGCAGUGUCCUGGACUUGUCCGACUCUAAGGUGGUGAGAUGGGGUCAAACGUACCACUUAAAGAGCAGAAACUCCUAAAUAUCAGACUGGAGCAGAUACCAGCCUGGAUAAUGAAGCGGGAUUUUUCCCCUACUGGGAUUAUUAAUGGUUUUCGGAAAGGUUAUAAUGCAUAUUUUAAUAAGUACAUCGAUGUGAAGAAAGGCGGGAUUGGUGGCGUUUCUAUGGUGCUUGCUGGUUAUAUCCUGCUCAAUUAUUGUGCUGCUUACAAGGAACUUAAACAUGAACGGAGACGGAAAUACCACUGAAAAUUCAAGACGCUUCAGAUGAUUUUCUCCCUAUGCUUAGAUUUCACAGUUGUAACUAUCCUUGGUGAACAUCACUUGAUGUACUAAACAGGGCCAAGUAUCCAAUAUUAAAGGAUGUUUAAACCUG
Molecule: messenger RNA, 467 nt
Organism: Gracilinanus agilis (Agile Gracile Mouse Opossum)
Lineage: Eukaryota; Metazoa; Chordata; Mammalia; Didelphimorphia; Didelphidae
Gene: ATP5MF
Product: ATP synthase membrane subunit f
Exons: 4
Coding region: 74-340 (88 amino acids)
Biological process (GO): proton motive force-driven mitochondrial ATP synthesis
Molecular function (GO): proton-transporting ATP synthase activity, rotational mechanism
Source: RefSeq, a predicted model, not a curated record